AUGCAGGAAGUCCCUGAGCUCAUGAGGAUGGGGGAUGAGCAGAUCCUGGUAGCUCUGUGUGUCAGCAUUAAAGUUUCAGGCGGCGGGGGCUGGGCGUACACGGCAGCUGAUGCUGAGCUGGAGAGCAGCCAUGGGCAACAGCAUGUCCGACAUCAACCCGCCGGUCUCCAGGUGCUGCAGUGCCACAAACAAGUGUUGGAUUAG
This is a messenger RNA of Xyrichtys novacula (pearly razorfish), 204 nucleotides long. The record is from the annotation of a GenBank genome assembly. NCBI's taxonomy places the organism in Eukaryota, Metazoa, Chordata, Actinopteri, Labriformes, Labridae.